AGGUACAGCAGAGACGUUAUCAGAUUAGGGGAAGGCAAACAAACCAAAGUGAAAUCAUUCUUCAGCGCCCAGCCUCUUCUUCCUGUGAUGUCAUGCUACAAAUUGCCUGAGCGCUCUGCUCUCCUCUCCAGAAGGAGCUGGGCUGCAGCAGGGCUGCCGAGGGCUGUGGGCUGCAGGAACAAACACGCUCUGGAAUUCGGUUUCUGCCCUGGCAAGCAGCUCCCUUCUGCUUCUGCUUCCAGCCCCAUGGGGCCAGCCAGCAAGCUGAAAAACUUGUUGUACAGAAAGAAGGCUGAGGGAGAAAUGCAAGUGCCCACAUUGUGGCGUCCAGGAAAUCGUUUCGCAAGGCACAUACUCCCAGUACGUUCGGAUGGACAAGGCUUUGCCGUCACGAUCUGCAGCCAGGAGUAAGGCAGAAAGCCCUACAAUGGCUUCAUUGAAUCGAGGUGGGAAAUGGAACUAAGCAAGCUUUGAGGUGAUCUCAUCUGCCACAGAUGAUGCCUUUUCUGAGUUUUGCCGACUGGCUAUGUGAUUACAAAUAGCACUUGGAAGAAAAGAGUGACCUUCUGGUGAUUUCUGCUGGAGAUGUACUCCCCUGCCACAGAGCUCGCCUUUCUUCCCUGAAGCUUCACAGCACAACAAAUUUGCCAAAACACACUGUUCAAAAUACAUCUGAUCUGCGAGUUCUUCUGGAAUUUCAAAAAAGUUACAAUAAAAAUACCAGAGAAACCUCCAAAUCACAGGAAUUUUAAACGUACCAUUAUAAUGGUAAGCUCUAAUUGUUCCACUGAGGACUCCUUUAAAUAUACUUUGUAUGGGUGUAUCUUUAGCAUGGUGUUUGUUCUCGGCCUCAUAGCAAACUGUGUGGCUAUCUACAUUUUCACUUGUACCUUAAAAGUGCGAAAUGAAACAACAACUUACAUGCUUAAUUUAGCCAUAUCGGAUCUGCUUUUCGUGUUUACAUUACCCUUCAGGAUUUAUUACUUUGUAACCAGAAACUGGCCAUUUGGAGACAUUCUUUGCAAGAUUUCUGUCACCCUCUUUUAUACAAAUAUGUAUGGGAGCAUUUUAUUUCUGACGUGCAUAAGCGUAGAUCGCUUUUUAGCUAUCGUACACCCCUUCCGAUCUAAGACUCUUCGAACCAAGAGGAAUGCAAAAAUUGUCUGUGUCGCAGUGUGGAUAAUUGUGUUAGCAGGCAGCACACCAGCAAGCUUUUUCCAGUCUACAAACUCCCAUAACAAUACUGCACAAAGGACAUGCUUUGAAAACUUUUCAGAGGACACGUGGAAAACCUACCUAUCUCGGAUUGUUAUCUUCAUUGAAACAGUUGGGUUUUUUAUUCCACUCAUCUUGAAUGUUACCUGCUCCACUAUGGUCCUACGGACUUUGAAUAAGCCGCUUACAUUAAGCCGGAAUAAAUUAAGCAAGAAAAAGGUACUCAAAAUGAUUGUUGUCCAUUUGGUGAUAUUCUGCUUCUGCUUUGUGCCUUAUAACAUUACCUUAAUACUUUACUCCCUUAUGAGAACACAGACCUGGAUUAAUUGCUCAGUGGUAACUGCAGUCAGGACUAUGUACCCCAUCACUCUGUGCAUCGCCGUUUCAAACUGCUGUUUUGACCCUAUAGUCUACUACUUCACAUCAGACAAUCCAAAAUUCGAUAAAAAAGAACCGGUCCACAAGAACACGUGACGUCAGAUUCUCUGAAAGGCCAGUUUCAGAAAACUUCAUUCAACACAGCCUUCAGACCAUAAAAAUGAAAAUAUUUGACAGUGAUUCUACAAUAUAAACUAUACUAAAAGACUACUGGGACUAAACUGGAAUUAGAAGCCUGCACAUUUCUUCAGCUGUGGACAUAUGUUCCGAUAUGUAAAUGUUACGCUUCCUUUACAUCUGAAAAGUUUAUUACAAGGCUGUAAAAGUGUUAAGCAUAAUAGCACACGGGAAAAGUAUUUUAAGAAUUUACGUCAAAGGUCUGUUCUGACAGAUUGUAUGUUAGGAAUGAACUUUUAGGUUUGGAUUAGGUUAACCAAAGUCCAAAGACUGUUUGUUAAGUCAAACACAAAUAAAAAAUAGGUUGGUUUUCUUUCCUGAAGUUAAAACAAUUGCUCAUUUUUAAUAAUGCUAUCAGUUUCCAAGUUACUGAGGAUGGGGGUGAAGCUGCCUAUUUUACGCUACAGGAUCCAGUUACUCAGGAAAAUUGCCCCAUAUUGUCAUAUCACUUCAUAAGCUACUGUGCCUGCUCCAAGGUUUCCUCUUUUCUCUCUCUCUCCCUCUUACUCCUUCCCCUCCUUCUUUUUCCCUCCACCUUCCUUCUUAGGGAACACUGCGUUCAUAGGAGGCUUCGAUCCAUGGGUUAUAAGAACUUUGUUUCUCCUAGGUUUAUCUUAUUAAAAUGUAUGCUAUCUCCACAAGUCUGGUCCCCAUGAAGUAAUUAAGUCUUCUGGUAGUUUAGAGCAUUCAGAAAUUACUUAGACAGACUGGUUUUUCUUCUCACCUCUGUCUCAGAUGCCUAUGUAAUUAAAACAAAGUAAUUUCUGAUGACUGAAGUUAGUGCUUCAGGUACAGUAACACUGUAUUAAACUCUUUUGUGACAAGUUCUCCAACUCAACAUGACUUUUGAGGAAAAUAACAUCCUCCAAAUAAGUUAAUUCAAUCCAAAGUAGUAGUUUCUUAGAAAAACAUGACUUUUGCCAACUAGAAAUGAACAUGUGCAUCAACUCAAAUAUUUCUUCCAGAAAACUAUUCAGUGUCCCCUAAAGAAAUUCAAGACACUGGGAUUUUGAGUGCAACUUCCUCUCAAUUUUCAUGUCCUAGAAAUAAUUUUAACAUAAGCAUUUAAAAUUUCAAAUGCUAUUUUCUUUCAAACUUCAAAAAGUAAUAAAAAUCAGUACUUGGGGCUACGUGCUGGCAAAAUUAACCAAGACAUUUUGAGAGGUCAAUGCUAUGUAAAAGGAGGAAUCUACAUAUAUUAAUGUUAGAAACAAGAAUACAUAGACAAAAGUGCUUUAAAACAUCCUGCUUUAUACGUUUCCCAGCUCUAGAACACGGUGUACAUUUUCCUCAAAAUUAAUUUAACAUCACUGUAAAAUAAAAAAAAAUUAAAAGGUAAAA
Pseudopipra pipra is the source of this 3111-nucleotide messenger RNA. It is a transcript of the gene LPAR6, whose product is annotated as lysophosphatidic acid receptor 6. Gene Ontology annotation, molecular function: lysophosphatidic acid receptor activity. NCBI's taxonomy places the organism in Eukaryota, Metazoa, Chordata, Aves, Passeriformes, Pipridae. Gene Ontology annotation, cellular component: plasma membrane. Gene Ontology annotation, biological process: phospholipase C-activating G protein-coupled receptor signaling pathway; positive regulation of Rho protein signal transduction. The record is from RefSeq and is a predicted model, not a curated record.